GAGAGUGUGAGUGGAGGAGCAGCCACUUAUUUGUGCCUCACUCCAGGCUCUAAACUUACAGACAGCAAGGCAGGAUUUUUUUUGGCUUGGACGCAGCGCUCAUGACAGGAUUAGGAGCCUGGGACGCGGGACCAACCGGAGAUCUGCGGGUCCUUGUGGACAAUCCUGAGCCAGAUUCUCAUUUAGUACAGCUGUGACCGGCUGCCACUGUCCUGUCACAAAUCUUCCCGCAACAGUCUCCGGACGCUGACCUGAUUACUGAGAGGCCUCCCUUCCUUUCCCACCAUGCGUCCGUUCACCUCCCUCCUCCUCCUACUCCUCCUGCUGCUCCUGCGAUCGGCCGAGCCUCGCAGAGGCCCUCGGUCGGGGGCACGAGAGAAGGGCACCGGCGGCCGCGUUAGAGGAAGAGGCAGGGCAGGGGUAACAAGACGACAGAUCCAGGGGUGUAAGGAGUACAUGGAGGCGGGGGAGAAGUACCUGGACUGUCAGGACAGGCAGCUGACCACGGUGAUGCAGGACUGGCCAAAAGAUAUUCACCACCUGCUGCUGGCCAGGAACAAAAUUCAGAUCUUGAGGGACAACAUGUUCUCAGCGUUCACACAACUGAAAAGCUUGGACCUCCAGCAGAACGACAUCUCCAUGAUGGAGGACGGAGCCUUCACGGGCCUCUCCAAGCUCACCACCCUGCUGCUGCAGCACAACGGACUAAGAACAGCCUCCGAGGACGUCCUGCUCCCUCUGCCCCGCCUCACCUACCUCCGUCUGUACGACAACCCCUGGAGCUGCCUCUGCUCAUUGGACAGCCUGAUCAGAAAGCUGCAGCUACCCAGCAACCGCAACCUGGGCAACUACGCCAAAUGUGCGGAACCUCAUUCACUGUCGGGCCAAAAACUGAAGAAAAUAAACGUGGAUGCGUUGUGUGAGGCCGACAGGAGGCCGGGGGACAAGGACGGUGGACGACCAAAGCUGCCCAUCAAGGUGAAGCCAGAGGCCACGUCCAUGUGUCACACCUACAUGUUCCCUAAACCUCUGCUGGACUGCAGCCACAAAGGUUUGGACCACGUCCCAUCUGACCUGCCAUCCGAUAUAGUGAAGAUGGACUUGUCCAGCAACAGUAUCAAACAUCUCAGGGCCAAGCAGUUCCUGCUCUCCAAAGACCUCAAACUGCUCAACCUUAGCAGCAACAACUUGCAUCAUAUAGACACUGCUGCAUUCGCAGGCCUGCUGUACCUCCGUGAGCUUGACUUGUCCAACAACAGCCUCCACCACUUCCAGUACGGCGUGCUAGAAGACCUUUACUUCCUACGGAAGCUCCCGCUGGACAACAACCCCUGGAUCUGCGACUACAACAUCCACUACUUGAUGUACUGGCUGAAGCACCACCCGGGCGUCGCUUACUCGGGUCUGAUCUGCACAGCACCGUCGGAGUUCAAGGGUUGGCGCGUGGAGGACUACAUCAAAACCUACAACGGGGAUUGUCCCAAGGAUAGACAGACGGGAAGUGUGGACACAGGACAGGGAGGACAGGGAGGCUCGGAGAACGAUGCACAGGAAGAAGGAGGGGAGACGGGUGACAGGCAGGGUGGACGACUGCCUCGCCCCCUGCAGGAUAGGAGGCCCAACAAGUUUGAGAUAAUCAGGCUGAGUUAGAGCACAGGUGGAGCAGUGGACUGGUGUGAUGGAUGACUAUGGAAAGAUAAAGAUAAGAGUCGAUGAUUUGAUGUUCAAGUCAAAAAAAUUUGGGUUUUAAUCCAUUAUUAGAACUUAUUUUUUGUCUCUUUGCCAGGAUAGCAAACAUUGUUUCAUUCAGUUAAUUAUUUUCAGUGUUAUUUUGCUACAUUGCCUUUAAAAAGUGAAUUCUGUCAGGACCUUUUUUAUUUUUAAGUCAAGGUCUGGUCUCAACAUCAUAAAAAGCAGCAGCUUUUUCUCUGUUUCUCUUCGCCCUGCAGACAAAUGUGGUCCAAACUGACUUUUUGCCAUCAUUUGACCCUUAUAUGAUUUCCUGAAUUUGUUUUGGAUUUUCUUGAUCUGACUCCAGAUCCAGGCCACCUUUUUGCUUGUACUCUCUUUCAUAUUUUUUUUGAGGUGACUACAGUCUAAAUGGUCAAGCCAUCGCUGACGUGAGACAGACGCCACAUUUCCGUGCUGAAGGAGGCAGACAUUAACGGAACCAGUCAGAGGUUACGAUACAAUUGAGGUUACGAUACAAUUGUGUCCUCCAAAAAUACUCUCUGGUUUUUUUGAACUAAUUAAAUGUAUUUUACUAUCUGUGUUCCCUGAAAAUAAAAUUGGUUUUAUUUUUCAGAA
Messenger RNA from Cynoglossus semilaevis (tongue sole), 2307 nucleotides. RefSeq names its product leucine rich repeat containing 17 (gene lrrc17). Bases 286 to 1650 code for a protein of 454 amino acids. Gene Ontology annotation, molecular function: protein binding. The transcript is spliced from 5 exons. The record is from RefSeq and is a predicted model, not a curated record. Gene Ontology annotation, cellular component: plasma membrane. NCBI's taxonomy places the organism in Eukaryota, Metazoa, Chordata, Actinopteri, Pleuronectiformes, Cynoglossidae.